Ictalurus punctatus (channel catfish) is the source of this 2845-nucleotide messenger RNA. It is a transcript of the gene vegfab, whose product is annotated as vascular endothelial growth factor Ab. The coding region runs from base 625 to 1383 and encodes 252 amino acids. Gene Ontology annotation, molecular function: vascular endothelial growth factor receptor 1 binding; heparin binding; chemoattractant activity. Lineage: Eukaryota; Metazoa; Chordata; Actinopteri; Siluriformes; Ictaluridae. Gene Ontology annotation, cellular component: membrane. The record is from RefSeq and is a predicted model, not a curated record. Gene Ontology annotation, biological process: response to hypoxia; positive regulation of angiogenesis; induction of positive chemotaxis. The transcript has 8 exons.
UAUGGAGUUUCAACCUCGGUGCGCUGCCCGAGUGACCGACAGUUGAAACCCCUCGAGCGCACAGCUUUAGUUUGGCGGUGGCACGUCUCCGACCCAAAUAUUGAAAACAAAUUUUAAAAAAUUAUUAAAAAAAAAAAAAAAAGACAGAAAGAAGGAAGAGAAAAAAAACCUGCUGGGAAACCCACCACGAAGCGGAUACCGAAGUUACUAUUUUUUUUUUUUUUUUGAUUCAGCUGUGGAAGGUAGAGACCUACCCGGUUUUACCGGGCACUUAAGAAUUUUGCGCGAGGGACUGCCAGGUUGUGAUUCACUGAGCCACCACAGCUCAAAGUUACAUCAGAACGACUUUCCCCGAGUGACAAGUCAAGUCAUGGGAUUAUUAGACUUCUGUAAUGUGGAUUGUAAGGGCGUUUGAGCAAAAGCUCAGUCUGCGUCGGGACCAUGUGAGUGGAUUCGCGUCGUGGCUUCUGACGUUUCUGGAUAUUUUGAAAAUCAUCGGCAACAGUUGAACCCGACGUCCUUUGCGCUCCUUCCCUUUUCACCAGGUGUCCUGUCUCGUGGGACCACGAUGGGACUUUAGCCUGAUUAGUUCUCCUGACACCCCAUCUUUAGGAAGCUCCAUCCAUGUCUGCCCUGUUUUCUGAGACUCUCUCUGAUGCUUUUCAACAAGUCCGCCUAUCAUACGAUAGGAUUUUAAACAGACUUUCGCGUUGCGCCAUGUCAGUCAUGAACUUGGCCGUGCGCUUGUUGCAGUUGUUUUGCGUGACGCUCCUGUAUUUCUCAGCUGUCAAGAGUGCCUAUAUCCCCAAAGAGAAUGGAGGCAGCACAAAUGAGAUCGUGGCCUUUACAGAUGUCUACAAUAAGUCAAUGUGUCGGCCACGGGAGAUGCUGGUGGAGGUCCAUCAGGAGUAUCCUGAUGACAUUGAGCACAUUUUCAUUCCAUCCUGUGUGGUGCUCAUGCGCUGUGCUGGCUGCUGCAAUGACGAGAUGUUAGAGUGCACACCCACUGCCACACGCAACAUCACCUUGGAGGUACAAAAAUUAAAACCCCUGCGCAUCAAACGCAACUAUCCAAUGAGUUUUGCAGAACACACUGAUUGUGAAUGCAGAGUGAAGAAAGACAUUCAGGAUAGGAUAGAGAAAAAAUCCCGGAAAGGCAAGGGGAAAGGUCAAAAGGGAAAGCGAAAGAAAAACCGUGACAAAAUGCGGGAUUUUACUCACUGUAAACCAUGCUGCAGUACAUGUUCUGAGAGGAGAAAAAGACUAUACAUUCAGGACCCUGAAACGUGCCAGUGCACCUGCAAACACUCAGAGGCUGACUGCAAGCAAAAGCAGCUCGAACUCAAUGAGAGGACUUGCAAAUGUGACAAGCCAAGAAGAUGAGCAGUGAUCAGCCUAUAUAGGGUUUUUCUGAAAAAAGGCAUAAACACUAAUUAUUAAUAGCACCGCACUUUGAACCUUCAAUAUAGAUCCGUCAACCCUGGACUCCUGAAGCAUUCCCCUUGACUGACAGAGUGAGUGAGCAAGUGUGAGUGAGCAAGUCUUCCCCUUGUAAAUUUCACAAUAAAUGUGUAUAUUGAGUAAAGAUUUGAGCGAAGACUGAAAAGGACAGAACAAGUAGAAUUGCUGCUAAAUUGCUGCCUAAGAGGAUUGGCCUUGUCAGUGUUUUUGGCUACACAUAUGAAAAUGUGUCAAAAUCACUCACUGAUGCAGCAUAUCACUGGAUUAGCCGUGUUUUGGUUUUUUUCAUAUCAACAUCAACAAACAACAACGGAUAUACAGACAAAUAAUGGGACUGAAAAUGAACAAUAGAUGAAAGAAUACUGGAUUUUGUCAUGACUGGCCUCAUCAAAGUUUAUUAACCUGUUCUGCCAGAUUUCAAUAUCCAGCGCAUCUCAUCUUGUUGAUGAAUGGCAUGAGAAACAUAUAAAAACAAACAACAGAAGAUCCUGUUUUAUCCACUUUUAUUAAUACAUGCCACUUAUUCUAUAUGGAAAUCACUUUGCCUAGAUUCUGUGACUUGACUUCAUUCUCUACUGAACGACAGAUGACUACUUGAGAUUUAUGGUCACUUAUUUCUGUAAAAUUGUGUGUAUCUUUUUUCUGUCAUUCAGCCUACAGUGAAUCACAAAAUGAAGAAUGCAAACACACAAGGUCAUUUGAAUGUUUAUUAAUAUCCAUUUGAGCAUUUGACCCCUCAAGUCCAUAAUUUAUAUUUUCAGUAUUCUUACUGUCCAUAUUUAAUUGGUUUUAUUUAUGUGCAGUGUUAUAUUCUGAUCUCUUUCUAAUAAUUUUUAUCGUCAAUCUCACAGUUUGAAGAAAGUGAGUACAUUCCCAUAGCUGAUCGUUUCUGUUUUUCAGUUUGCCUCAAAAAUUGUUUCUCUCUGCAUAUAUAUGGGUUGUGCGGUUUCUAAAAUGCUGUGUGUGUGUGUGUGUGUGUGUGUGUGUGUGUGUGUGUGUGUGUGUGUGUGUGUGUGUGUGUGUGUGUGUGUGUGUGUGUGUGUGUGAAUGAGAGAGAGAGAGAGAGAGAGAGAGAGAAAAGGGCAGUAUGUAGUAUGAGAGACAGGGAAACUAAACUAGAAUUGUGAGUGUGUUUUUAAGGCUCCAAACCUAUAACAAUAUAGCCAAAAGAAAUCUUAGGCUAUAAAACACCUGCUACCUUUUUAUUUUAUUGUUGUCAAAUAGCAGACGUUGCCUAAGUUUAGUUUAUUUACAUUCUCAGUUAUUUAUUUACUCGCUGUAAAUAUGUCUAGAUUUAAGUCUUUUUGUGUUUGUGUAAUGUAGUAAAGUAUAUUUAUUUUCAAAUUAUAUUACGUUUUUCUUUUCUAUAAAAUGUUUGAAAAUC